This is a messenger RNA of Stegastes partitus (bicolor damselfish), 945 nucleotides long. Its product is annotated as ribonuclease UK114. Bases 103 to 513 code for a protein of 136 amino acids. NCBI's taxonomy places the organism in Eukaryota, Metazoa, Chordata, Actinopteri, Pomacentridae. Gene Ontology annotation, molecular function: deaminase activity. The record is from RefSeq and is a predicted model, not a curated record. The transcript has 6 exons. Gene Ontology annotation, cellular component: mitochondrion; cytosol.
GCUCUGACGUUCACAUGUCGUCUUGUACCUUUCCCUACUCUCUGCAGCUCUCUGUUGAAUAGCUUCUUGUUUCAUUCCAUUGAUUUGACAGAUUCCAGUAUAAUGGCUUCACUAAUCAGGAGGAUUAUCAGCACAACUAAAGCUCCUGCUGCUAUCGGCCCAUACAGCCAAGCAGUGGUGGUGGAUCGUACCAUGUAUAUAUCAGGACAGCUGGGGAUGGAUCCUGCCAGUGGACAGCUGGUGGAAGGUGGCGUUCAGGCUCAGACCAAACAGGCUCUUGUGAAUAUGGGUGAAAUCCUUAAAGCUGCUGGGUGCGGUUAUGAGAAUGUCGUCAAAACCACUGUGCUCUUAGCCGACAUGAAUGACUUCACCAAUGUCAAUGACGUGUACAAGCAGUUCUUCAGCACCAGCUACCCAGCCAGGGCAGCCUAUCAGGUUGCUGCUCUUCCCAGAGGUGGACUGGUUGAGAUCGAAGCAGUGGCUGUUUUGGGCCCUCUGACUGAUGCUUCCUAACAAGUGCCUCUAUCAAACAAUUAAACCUCUGAAGCCCCUAAAAUCCCAAAAGAUGAUUUGUUUUUUUUUGUCCUGUCACCUUCUAGGACUUGUGGGGCUCCAUAAAAACAAUAAAAUCACUGAAAAUUCUACAAUAGUUUACUAUCGAUGUAUCUUGGAGGCCAUUAAGCAGUUUAGCUCAGUAAUAAACAUGUCUUAGAGCACUUUCUCCUCUCUCAUUAACUUUGAUGAAACAUGUUUAAAGUCAACGCUGCAUUUUAAAUUCCCACUGCUCACAUUCUACUUAUAAUAGCUGUAAAGUAUCUAAGCUUGUUUGUUGGAUUGAAUUACAUCACCAACCUGUGCUGAUACCAGCUAUGACAGUGUAGUCUCUUUCAUAAUGGAGCAAUCAAUACUUAUACUUUAACAAUAAAUGGUUUUAAUUUUCCUAAA